This is a messenger RNA of Ogataea philodendri, 1398 nucleotides long. RefSeq lists its product as uncharacterized. The coding region runs from base 1 to 1398 and encodes 465 amino acids. The transcript has a single exon. Gene Ontology annotation, biological process: dephosphorylation. Gene Ontology annotation, molecular function: phosphatase activity. Lineage: Eukaryota; Fungi; Ascomycota; Pichiomycetes; Pichiales; Pichiaceae. The record is from RefSeq and is a predicted model, not a curated record.
AUGAGAUCUGUUUUCCUUUUCGCGGCUCUUACAGGAGCCGAGAUUGUUCACCAUGCCCCGGUCGACAACGAGUUUUCUUCUUUAGAGCAGGUUUUCAAUGCUUCGAGAGGUACCAACGGGGGAGUCUACAACUCCUCGGACGUUCCUGACGAAGAGUAUGGAAUUUACAACUUUUGCAAUAUGCCCCAUGUGAGAAAAGAUCAUUAUCCGCAAGUUGAUACAAGUAAAUACAAAUUGCAGUUUGUCGAGGUUUCUCACCGUCACCACAAGAGAACUCCGUAUGCCACGAAUUGCUACCCAAAAGAAGCUUUGGUUCUGUACUGCGAUGAUGCUUUGAAUAACUAUUACUCUGAGUUCAGAACUCAGCGGGAAUCCAAUGAUACUUUAAAGAUCUCGUGGGCAAACUACCAGAACCCUAACAAUCCAUUCAACUACAUCGAUAAUGGUUACAACGGGACCUGCCAGUUCCCGCAGAUUUCCUACGCAGGAUUGGAAGAUUCUUAUCAGCACGGACUGGACAUCUAUGGUGUUUACGGAAAGCUAUUGGAUUUUCUGCCUGAAACUUAUAACUCCGAGCAUGUUAACUUUAGAGUUACCAACAACGUGAUUACUUCACAGGUUGCAAGUGCUUUGAUCAAGGCUCUUUACCCAGAAGAGACGGGAAUUGACGUGAAGAUCGAGGUUGAUGGAUUCGACGCGCUCGAACCGUCAUACAGUUGUGAUUUUGCAGACGACUUGUACAGCGAGAUCAGAUCGACUCCUGAAUGGGAGCAGCACCUUAAAAACGCCUCUGAUUUGUACAGCGAGCUUGACAACAUCACCGGCGUGGAUCCAAAGGCAUCUGGAUGGCACGUUUCAUUUGACCACUAUUUCGACAACACUGCUUUCAGACUCUGCCACGGGUAUGAUCUGGCUUGCAACGCUGACAACUCGUCUCUGUGUAUGACGGAAGACCAGGCAGAACAGAUCUUCAGAUUAGGCGACUACGAGUACAACUAUACCUGGAGAAUCAACGAGAACUCCACUCUGUAUGCUGCUACCGAUUAUGGUGCCUACUUCAACGAGCUGAAACAUAGAUUGGUUGACAAGACCACGGGUGCUUCUGCUUUGAAGUACUCACACAACGUGAUUCACGACGGCUCUAUUAGCGGAAUGCUGGGAUUCCUCCAGAUCAACUACCUCAGAUGGCCUGGAAUGGGAUCUGAGGUGGUGUUUGAGCUGUACGAAGGACUGAAGGACUCCAAAUGGUACGUUAGAACGUUAUAUGGUGGCCAGGUUCUGGAGACCACUGGUCCAUUGGGAACCAUCGACAUGAUACCCCUUGAAAAAUUGGUUGACUACAUUGAGUCCAUGAUCGGUGAAAACGCCGAGACUUUGGUUGACUACUGUACUUCUUGA